CUCUAAGUUUAGUCGGUGUGCUGCUGAACGGAGUCAUAUUUCUUAGGAAAGACAUAUAAGCACAUUGACAGAGGCUUCGACCAGGCAAGACAGAUUAACCUCAGGAUCAUGCCGGCGGGAGGACUUUCCGUGGCCCCUUCGGGGAGCCAGUUCGAGGCUAAGAUCACGCCCAUCGUUGUCAUCUCCUGCGUAAUGGCUGCCACUGGAGGCCUCAUGUUCGGCUACGACGUUGGUGUCUCCGGGGGAGUGACAUCGAUGCCUGACUUCUUGAAGAAGUUCUUCCCAGUGGUAUACCGACGGGUCGUCCAGGAUCCAGGGAUCGACAACAGCAACUACUGCAAGUACGACAAUGAGGGGCUCCAGCUAUUCACGUCCUCCCUCUAUCUCGCGGGCCUUACAGCAACUUUCUUCGCAUCGUACACCACGAGGAAGCUCGGGCGCAGGCUGACGAUGCUCAUUGCCGGGGCCUUCUUCGUGCUCGGUGUCGUGUUCAACACGGCAGCCCAAAACCUCGCCAUGCUCAUCAUCGGACGGAUUUUACUUGGCUGUGGCGUUGGUUUUGCUAAUCAGGCUGUCCCGUUGUUCCUAUCGGAGAUUGCACCGACGAGAAUACGUGGUGGACUCAAUAUACUGUUCCAACUCAACGUCACCAUCGGAAUCCUCUUUGCCAACCUCGUCAAUUACGGAACUGCCAAAAUUAGGGGGGGAUGGGGAUGGAGACUGUCACUGGGGUUGGGGAUCCCUGCUGCUCUCCUAACCAUAGGAGCCCUCAUGGUGGUGGACACCCCCAACAGUCUCAUCGAACGAGGCCAUAUCGAGGAAGGAAAAGCCGUGCUCAGGAAGAUCAGGGGCACCAACAACAUCGAGCCUGAAUUCCUUGAGCUCGUUGAGGCGAGCCGUAUUGCCAAACAAGUAAAGCAUCCAUUCAGGAACCUCCUCAAGAAGCGAAAUCGGCCUCAGCUUGUCAUUGCCAUGGCCUUGCAGAUAUUCCAGCAGUUCACUGGCAUCAAUGCUAUAAUGUUUUAUGCACCGGUCCUCUUCAACACAGUAGGAUUCGGAGGGGACGCAUCUCUGUACUCCGCGGUCAUAACAGGAGCAGUCAAUGUCCUCUCCACCUGCGUGUCAAUCUACUUGGUAGACAGGGUGGGCCGGAGGAUGCUCCUCCUGGAGGCAGGGGUCCAGAUGUUCCUCUCCCAGACUGCGAUUGCAAUCAUCCUUGGACUCAAGGUCAAGGACCACUCCAGCAACCUUAGCCAGGGCUUCGCGGUCUUCGUGGUGAUCAUGGUGUGCACAUUUGUGUCCUCGUUCGCAUGGUCAUGGGGCCCACUAGGAUGGCUCAUCCCGAGUGAAACAUUCCCUCUGGAGACCCGGUCAGCAGGCCAGAGCGUGACUGUGUGCGUGAACCUGCUCUUCACGUUCGUGAUGGCCCAGGCAUUCCUCUCGAUGCUGUGCCACUUCAAGUAUGGUAUAUUCCUGUUCUUCUCGGGUUGGGUCCUGGUGAUGUCGUUGUUUGUGCUGUUUCUUUUGCCCGAAACAAAGAAUGUCCCAAUUGAGGAGAUGACCGAGAGAGUGUGGAAGCAGCACUGGCUGUGGAAGAAGUUCAUGGAAGAAGAAGGUCCUGAUGAUUAUGAGAAGGGAGAUGGAGCUAAUGGGGUCAAUGGUAAUAAAACAAACAAGACUGGACAUGCCAAUGGAUACGAUCCCACCUCCCAGUUGUAAAUUUAGUAUUCAAGAAAUAAUCGAGAGAGAGAGAGAGUAUAGCACCGACAAAUAGUUUUAUUUCUCUCGACUCUGUAAUGUUCGUGAUGAUCUAUAUGCUGCAGAAGCUUAGAUGUGAUUCUGAAAUAAGUUUAGGAUAUGAUAACUAAGGAUAUUCUGAUCCUUGCCAUGAUCGGUUUUCUUCCAUACAACGAAUAUCAAUAUUUAUUAUCUUCAA
Molecule: messenger RNA, 1936 nt
Organism: Punica granatum (pomegranate)
Lineage: Eukaryota; Viridiplantae; Streptophyta; Magnoliopsida; Myrtales; Lythraceae
Source: RefSeq, a predicted model, not a curated record